Molecule: messenger RNA, 1254 nt
Organism: Ambispora leptoticha
Lineage: Eukaryota; Fungi; Glomeromycota; Glomeromycetes; Archaeosporales; Ambisporaceae
Source: the annotation of a GenBank genome assembly
AUGACUGAAAAAGAACUAACAUUAGAAUUAGAACCCGAGGAAGAAAUACCCGAAGAACCUGAGUUUAUCCAAGAAUGUGGAACAGAUUUGGAUGAUGAUUUGCCCGACACUGAGGAUAUUGAAGAUAAAGACGAUAUUAUUUACUGUUCUAAUACUAACCAAACCAAUGAACAAAAACAAAUCAAUUCUCAAUCCGUUCCCAUUUUCUCUAAUGUUGACUUGACUGCUAGCCAAUUUGGAGGUUUUCAACGACAACAACAAUUAGCCACUAAACAAACCGAACAAGGACAAAAUAUUUCGGCUGGGAGUUCGAACCGAACUACGGCUAAACAAAAUCUAACCAGUAAAGAAUUUUACCGACAAAAUAAAGAUGCCAAUGUCUCCAUCACUAAACAAGAUGCUUAUGAACUAAACUCGAUGAAAAAACUGGACGGAGGAGAUGAAUUAAAGAUAUUAUUAAAAAAGACGGAAAAAGAAUAUAAUAAACUCCCUGAUACUUCCAACCGAAAACCGAGAAUAGCAUUGAGAUUAAAAGUUUUAGAGGGCUGUAUUAAGGCUUAUGAACCCGAAUAUAUCGAAUUACCCACCCCUGAGGAAUUCCUAGCCCGAAUAAAAGGAGAAGUGGUCGGUUAUACCCGAGUAAUCGGUUAUGAAAACAUUAUUGAAAUCGUAGCCAAAUACUUAAAAUCCUAUCAUUUUGCUAAAAAGUAUGGCACCCCCCCACCAGCCCAAUUAAUGAUUAUGUUAUUGGGAGAACCAGGAUUAGGUAAAACCUAUAUCUCCCAAGCCAUUGCCAAAGCCUUAGGAAGAGGUUUCCAUAUGAUCGGCAUGAAUGGUAAACUAAAUGCUUCUUUAAUUACUGGAACUAAUAUUGAAAACCCAGGAGCAGAACCAGGAGAAGUAUUAAAGGCCAUUAGUAGGAGAGAAGAUAGAGGUUGUGUCAUUGUUUUUGAUGAAAUCGAAAAAGCAGCCCGAGAAUGUAAAGAGGCUUGUGGUAUUCCUACCGACAUCACCACUAAUAAAAAUUACCAAGACACUUUUUUAGACUUCCCCUCUCCGACUAAUGAAUGUAUUUUUAUUGCCACGGUAAAUAGACCGGAGGAUGUUCCUAAUUUUGUAGCCGACAGAUUUGCCAUUCGAGUGGAAGUUUUGCCCUUAGCCUAUCAGCAAAGGUUAGAAGUGGUGAGGGUAGUUUUACAAUCUGAAUUAAAGAAAUUAGAACCUGCUUUUGAGAAAAUUUAUCGUAAAAAGUGA